This is a messenger RNA of Gorilla gorilla gorilla (western lowland gorilla), 3205 nucleotides long. It is a transcript of the gene REPS1, whose product is annotated as RALBP1 associated Eps domain containing 1. Lineage: Eukaryota; Metazoa; Chordata; Mammalia; Primates; Hominidae. The transcript is spliced from 20 exons. Gene Ontology annotation, biological process: endocytosis; endosomal transport. Gene Ontology annotation, cellular component: plasma membrane; cytoplasm. Bases 618 to 3002 code for a protein of 794 amino acids. Gene Ontology annotation, molecular function: protein binding; calcium ion binding. The record is from RefSeq and is a predicted model, not a curated record.
CGGGUCUGGAGCGCGGCCGCCGCUGUCACUGUUGGUGCGGGCGCGUCGGGGCCGUGCCGGGGCACUGUAAAUGGCGGCGGAGGGAGGCGGAGCGGCGGCCACGCUCAGCCCAGAUCCCCCGAAACUUUAGGUUCGAAGCCCCACAACUUUCCGGGAAGCGCUGCCGCUCGGGAGGCGUGGACGGAAGGGGAAGCCGAGGCGGGAAGUCUGGGGGAAUCGGCAGGGAGCCGGGGAGACUCGAACCCGCGGCGGGGGCGGAGUCCGCCAGUGCCUCGCGCCUCCGCGGCCCCCGCCUCUUUCUCUGCACCCUCCCCGCGGCCGCGGCCGGGGCCGGGGCCGGAGCCGGAGCCGCAGUCGCAGCCGCAGCCGCGCGCUGCGCCGAGCCCGGGACUGCGCCGGGCCUCGCAGGCAGCGGCGCGCCGAGCGCAGCCGGGCCCCCUCCUCGCGACCUCCGGGCCCUGUUGCUCGGGCGCACCUGGCGCGUGUGAGGCCGGGGCCGGCGUCUUCGGGAAGCUAGCAGGAGGCCGGGCCACGCGCAGCCCCUGCCGGCCCAGGUUCUUGGGGCCGGGCCCCGAGUAGUGCAUGCGGGGCGGGGCGGCCGUGAGCCGGAGGCGAAGAUGGAAGGCUUAACGCUGAGCGAUGCGGAGCAGAAAUACUAUUCAGAUCUCUUCUCCUACUGCGACAUUGAGAGCACCAAGAAGGUGGUGGUCAACGGGCGGGUGCUGGAGCUGUUCCGGGCCGCGCAGCUGCCGAACGACGUGGUCCUACAGAUCAUGGAGCUUUGUGGUGCAACAAGACUUGGUUAUUUUGGAAGAAGUCAGUUCUACAUUGCUUUGAAACUUGUAGCUGUUGCCCAGUCUGGUUUCCCUUUAAGAGUGGAAAGUAUAAAUACAGUAAAGGACCUUCCUCUGCCAAGAUUUGUUGCUUCAAAGAAUGAACAGGAAUCUCGCCAUGCAGCCUCAUAUUCUUCAGAUUCUGAAAAUCAAGGGUCGUAUUCUGGUGUAAUUCCCCCACCACCUGGCAGGGGGCAAGUGAAAAAGGGAUCCGUAAGCCAUGAUACGGUUCAGCCUCGUACAUCUGCAGAUGCACAGGAACCUGCAUCCCCAGUAGUUUCACCACAACAAUCCCCACCAACUUCUCCACACACAUGGAGGAAGCACAGCCGUCAUCCCAGCGGUGGGAAUAGUGAGAGGCCUCUUGCGGGACCUGGGCCAUUUUGGUCUCCCUUUGGUGAAGCACAAUCAGGUUCUUCUGCUGGUGAUGCAGUGUGGUCAGGGCAUUCCCCACCUCCACCUCAAGAAAACUGGGUCAGUUUUGCAGAUACUCCACCAACCAGUACUCUUUUAACCAUGCAUCCUGCUUCUGUCCAGGACCAGACAACAGUACGAACUGUAGCAUCAGCUACAACUGCCAUUGAAAUUCGUAGGCAAUCCAGUAGUUAUGAUGAUCCCUGGAAAAUAACAGAUGAACAAAGACAGUAUUAUGUAAAUCAGUUUAAAACCAUUCAGCCUGAUCUAAACGGAUUUAUUCCAGGAUCUGCAGCUAAAGAGUUUUUUACAAAAUCAAAACUUCCUAUUCUUGAACUUUCUCAUAUUUGGGAACUCUCAGACUUUGAUAAAGAUGGUGCAUUGACACUGGAUGAGUUUUGUGCUGCUUUUCAUCUGGUGGUUGCUAGGAAGAAUGGCUAUGAUUUACCAGAAAAACUUCCUGAAAGCUUAAUGCCCAAACUGAUUGAUUUGGAAGAUUCAGCAGAUGUUGGGGAUCAGCCAGGUGAGGUAGGUUAUUCAGGCUCUCCUGCUGAAGCUCCUCCAAGCAAGUCACCAUCGAUGCCAUCACUAAACCAGACAUGGCCUGAGCUGAAUCAGAGCAGUGAGUGGGAGACAUUUAGUGAACGCUCUUCAAGCUCACAAACUCUGACCCAAUUUGAUUCUAACAUUGCACCAGCUGAUCCUGAUACUGCUAUUGUUCAUCCAGUUCCCAUUCGUAUGACUCCAAGCAAAAUCCACAUGCAGGAAAUGGAACUUAAAAGAACUGGCAGUGAUCAUACAAAUCCCACUAGCCCAUUACUUGUGAAACCAUCUGACCUUUCAGAAGAAAAUAAGAUAAAUUCAUCGGUGAAAUUCGCUUCUGGUAAUACUGUAGAUGGUUACAGUAGUUCAGACUCUUUUACUUCUGACCCAGAACAGAUCGGGAGCAAUGUAACUCGUCAAAGGUCUCAUUCAGGAACGUCGCCUGAUAACACUGCACCACCACCUCCCCCUCCAAGGCCACAGCCCUCUCAUUCUAGAUCAUCAUCUUUAGAUAUGAAUCGGACCUUUACAGUCACCACAGGACAACAACAGGCUGGAGUUGUUGCCCAUCCUCCUGCAGUGCCUCCAAGACCACAGCCCUCACAGGCUCCUGGUCCUGCUGUGCAUCGCCCAGUGGAUGCCGAUGGCCUCAUAACUCACACUAGUACCUCACCUCAGCAGAUACCAGAGCAACCAAAUUUUGCAGAUUUCAGCCAGUUUGAAGUAUUUGCUGCAUCAAAUGUAAACGACGAACAAGAUGAUGAAGCCGAGAAACAUCCAGAAGUCCUGCCGGCUGAAAAAGCUUCUGAUCCUGCAAGUUCUCUUCGAGUUGCCAAAACAGAUAGUAAAACUGAAGAAAAGACAGCUGCUAGUGCUCCUGCCAAUGUGAGCAAAGGCACAACACCACUUGCUCCACCACCUAAACCUAUUCGAAGAAGAUUAAAAUCAGAAGAUGAAUUAAGGCCAGAAGUUGAUGAACAUACACAAAAGACAGGUGUCUUAGCUGCUGUUCUUGCAUCACAACCUUCUAUUCCCAGAUCUGUUGGGAAAGAUAAGAAAGCUAUUCAGGCAUCAAUUAGACGUAAUAAGGAAACCAACACCGUUUUGGCCAGAUUGAAUAGCGAAUUGCAGCAACAAUUAAAGGAUGUUCUUGAGGAGAGAAUUUCCCUGGAAGUUCAACUGGAACAACUUCGACCAUUCUCUCACCUAUAAGCCAAUUGCCGUUAACUGUGAACAUACUUGUUUUUAAGUGGUUUUGGGUUCAAAGCCAAUUUGGAGACCCAGACAUUCAGCUCACUGCUUAACUCAACAUUAAAUUUUAUGAUUCUGUUUUGCCCUAUAUGUUCACCGUUGUAUUUAAGUAUCUUUUUUUUUUUAAUUUCGACAAUAAAAAGGUCAGGAUGACGUUUUCUGGA